Molecule: messenger RNA, 420 nt
Organism: Onychomys torridus (southern grasshopper mouse)
Lineage: Eukaryota; Metazoa; Chordata; Mammalia; Rodentia; Cricetidae
Product: optic atrophy 3 protein homolog
Exons: 1
Coding region: 10-420 (136 amino acids)
Biological process (GO): regulation of lipid metabolic process
Cellular component (GO): mitochondrion
Source: RefSeq, a predicted model, not a curated record
UGGGCAGAGAUGCGGACCAAAAUGAGCAUCAUGGGCUUCCACGCUGAAUCCAUCAAGCCACUGAACGAGGUGGCAGCGGCCGAGCUGGGCGCGAACCUGCUGGGCGAGGCCAUCAUCUUUGGCUGCGCUGGCAGCUGCCUGCUGCUGGAGUUCUGGCGCCAGCAGUCAAUGAGGCGCCGCAAGGAAGGGGAGCGCAUAGCCUCACUGCUGUCGUUGAGGGAGGACUUGGACCGCCUGGAGCAGGCGCUGAACAAGCUGCAAGUGCAGGUGCAGGUGGCCGUGCAGAGGAGCGAGCUGGACCAGCUGAGGGCCGAGCUGCGGGCGGAGCUGGAGGAGUUCAAAGGCCAGAUCUGCACGGAGCGCCAGGAGCCCGAACCCGAGCCGGAGCCCCAGCCCCAGGCCCCCGAAGCCUCCUUGUAG